Molecule: messenger RNA, 1740 nt
Organism: Alternaria triticimaculans
Lineage: Eukaryota; Fungi; Ascomycota; Dothideomycetes; Pleosporales; Pleosporaceae
Exons: 3
Coding region: 1-1740 (579 amino acids)
Source: RefSeq, a predicted model, not a curated record
AUGUCUUCGCUACUGGAGUACCGACCUCUAGCGGAGAAAGAGUUUCGGCUGCUAAUCCUCAUCCCUGCCGUAUCAAUAACCGCCCCACUGCGAGUGCACGUCUUCCACGACAAUGUGGAACACCCAGAAGCAUCCUACGCCGCACUUUCGUACACGUGGGCGUCCAAGCUAGAAGGCAACGACGACAACGAUGAUUUGCUCGAAUCCGUGGAUGUGGACGGACACGAGACGUUCCUCCACCAGAACCUAGCCAAAGCACUGCGGUCUAUCCGUCUCGAAGUCCCGCAGUGUAUCUGGGCGGACGCCCUGUGUAUAGACCAGAACAACAUACCUGAGCGCAACAUCCAAGUCACGCUCAUGCGGCAAAUCUUCUCCAACGCGACGAAUGUGUGGGCGUGGCUGGGUCCGCCUGCUAAAGGCAGUAACCUGGCCAUGGACUUUCUCGCCAACCUAGCUAGUCGUUCCGAAGAAGAGGGCAUCGGACCGUGGCUUGGAAACGAAGGCAUGCAUCCGGAUACAUACCCCACAUGGGAAGGCCUACGGGCGCUAAUGGCGCGAAACUGGUGGAAAAGAGCAUGGAUAGUACAAGAGUUCGCCCUAGCCAAAGACGUAGUCUUCAUCUGCGGCACGCGUCGCCUCUCCGCCGACGCCCUAGAAGCAGCCGACCACCUCAUCUUCAUGGAAUUCACGCCCUCAAAGAACGAGCGCGUCACCGCUCUCACACGAGCCGUAGACAUCAACCCGCGCGUGCUCGACCCAGCCCGAAACCUAAUGAACCUACGCCGGCGUCUGCAAGAAGGGGAGCAGCUUUCCGCCUUGGCCACACUGCAGAUGACUAGACUGACCAACGCGACGGACCCGCGGGAUCACCUAUUUGCCAAGAUUGGACUCAGUGGACGCGAAUUAAUUGAGUUGUGUCCGCCGGAUUACGACGCCAAGGCCGAGGACAUCUGGUUCAUGUUCCUCAAGGAGUUUAUCAAGCAGAAGCAAGAUCUCUAUGUCGUUUGCCUCGCGGGUAUGCAACCGAGGGCGUAUCAUGCGCUCCCUUCUUGGCUCCCGGAUUGGGGGCCUUCGAAACCGCAGUAUAUGCUUACUUCGCUGUACACGGGGAAGCAGUGGCCGUUCUUCGAUGCGGCGGGUGGCGCGGCGGCUGUUGCGACUAUUUCGAGCGAUAGGAUCGAACCUGGCAUCUUUCUGAGGUGUAAAGGAAUCGUCAUCGACACGGUAGAUGGCGUCGCAGGCGAUCCAUGGUGGACAGAAAAGCCAACAUCUCUCCGCCAAUCUCGAUGCAAGAAAAACGCGUACGGAACACAAAUCGCUGCGUUUGAAGCGUUGGUCAGGACAGUGACUGCGAAUACGAAUCGCAUGGGUGCGUGGGGCGCACCUCCUCCUGAAUUCAAAAUCGUCUUCGCGAAACGGUGGCAUGAGCUGAGGGACACGACGGCACCGUAUGAAGCUGAUGAAUCUCUUGUUCGGCCUCUUCCCUUCUACAUGCGAGCAUCAGGUUUCGAGCGUGCGUGGCGCAGUAUGCGAAACCUGAAGCUGGAUGGCGUCUCGUUACAUGAGCACGUCGAGGCUGGUUUGGUAGAUGCACAGAAGAAAGCGCAGGCGUCGAGUUCCCGAGACGGCUCGGGAGAAAGAGGGGGAUUUGAUUUCUCGGUCUCGGCGCCGUUUCAUCCGUUGUGGACUGCGCUCGAGCAUAGUGCUGGGCAGGUCUGCUAUGAGAGAGCCUGGGGAUAA